Scutellospora calospora is the source of this 1032-nucleotide messenger RNA. The record is from the annotation of a GenBank genome assembly. Lineage: Eukaryota; Fungi; Glomeromycota; Glomeromycetes; Diversisporales; Gigasporaceae.
CCAUUACAACAAAUACUAUUUCUAUUGCUAGACAAGAUUUGUUUUUUGAAAUAAUAAAAGUUACUAAUGAAUAUCUCACCAAACCUAUUACCAAUGCAAUUAAAAUAGAAAUAUCUCAGUACUUAUUUAUUAGUGCAAACAAGAUAGAGCCUAGUAUUGAAGAAUUAUAUCGUAAGCAGAAAAAUUAUCAACUAGCAUCUAAUAGAUUUCUCGAAGACCAAUAUAAUGUAUACCUUAUUAUACUCCAAACAAUUGUUGAUGAAGUAGAACAAGAAGAAUUAAAAAAUCUAUUUAUAAAAGAAAUUUGUAUAGACGAGUCCUAUAUCAAUCGAAGCUAUAAUCAUUAUAACAUACAUGAAAGAUCUACAACUGAAGAAGUAUUCAAUAAUGCUUUAGAAAUUCAAACAAAUGAAACUAACCUUCCAAAGAUUCCUUUGUUUACUCAAAUUUUACAACAUACUAAAAUAUUAUCAGAACAAAAACCUGCAAUAAUUGAUGUCAAAGCUGAAACAUCUCAUUCUUAUCGUAAACUAGUUUCAGAUAUUAUUGAAUUAAGAAAAAGAUUAUUAAAAAAUGCAGAAACUUCUAUUGAGGAUUUAAAAGAGGCACGUGUUGCUUUUUUAUGCCCAAAUGGAUAUGACUAUGUUGUAUCUCAAUGGUCGAUUUGGUCUGCUGGUGGAAUUGCAGUUCCUUUAUGUACUACACAUCCGCUACCUGAACUUUUAUAUGUACUGAAUGAUUCUCAAUCAACAAUAUUAAUAACACAUUCAGAUUUUCAAGAAAAAGUAAAUAGUAUUGCUCGUGAAGCUGGUAUUAAAAAGGUUAUCACGGUUUGUGACAAGGACCAAAAAUAUGACGGUGCAAACUUUAAGCCUCCAUCAUUGAUUCCAAUGGAUGAUUCACGUCGUGCAAUGAUUAUUUAUACCAGUGGAACGACUGAACUUUGUCCGAAGCUCCAAAUAAAAAGACUUGCAAGUCUCAAGACCAAGACUAGACCAAAACAAGCUUUACCAUCACAACUUUCCACACCCU